This is a messenger RNA of Closterium sp. Yama58-4, 9564 nucleotides long. The record is from the annotation of a GenBank genome assembly. Lineage: Eukaryota; Viridiplantae; Streptophyta; Zygnematophyceae; Desmidiales; Closteriaceae.
AUGAUGCCGAAGGAGGCGAUACCGCUUCUUAGCGCGAUCAAGCUUCAAACUGACGCACGACUUCUCAUGGAUUCGCAGAUUCCUGAACCGACUCCUCGUCCUACGCGAGUUAAGUGCGAUGACGUCUCUACAAUGGAUGGAGAGAACGCCGGGAAUGACGGCGGAAACGGCGGAGCAGUGAAGGAGGAUGAGGAGGAUAAGCAGUGGACCGACGUGGAUUUGAAGGACGAAGGAGACGCGCUGCAACAGGACGGAACCGACACGGAAAUUGCAUUGAACGUUGAAAAUCCAGUGGAUGCUGAGGUGGUAGAGCUACACGCUGCUGGUGUGAAUGUCGCUGCAGCAGAGGCUGGAUCGGACGCUGCAGCAGAAGGACCGGAGCCGGAAGAGGAGGUUCAGCCCGAAACAGCGCAAGACGAACAAGGGUGCAAGAUUACAUCCUCAGGAGGGAGGAUUCACGCCAUGCAGACCAGAGCCAUGGCGUCGGCCUCGCACGCGGGAAAUAUCAACCCUCUGCCACCUCUCAGUGGCUCCGCGAGUAAGAGGAGCCGCGAGGAAGAGGAAACGGAUGGGAUUAUCACGGCCGUUUUCCCUGUUGAGGAGAUGGUUAGUCCGUCUCCGGAGAGUGGCGGAUUUCCGAAGAAGAAGCUCUGGGACCAGCUGAGGAGCAUGCGAAUCAGCACGCCCCGCUCGACCCGCGCGAAGUCAAGGGUUUCAAAGGCUCACAGUGCUCGGAAGGCUGGUGGUUCCGGUGGUGAGGGUGAUGUGAAACCGUUUGUGUCCCUUGCCCAGAGCGUCAGCAUGUUUGGCACCAGGAGCAACCGAUCCUCGGAUGUUGAGUCAAGCUCACACGCAGCUGGAACCACACACGAAGUGGGCCUAACCGUACCUGAGCCGUUUGACUUCAAGACAGACAGGCGCCUGCGACCGAAAGACGAGCAGCUGAAGAAGGAAGCCAAGCCGUUUGUGUCCCUCGCUCAGAGCGUCAGCAUGUUCGGCGCCAGGAGCGAUCAUCGAUCGUCAGAGGCAGAGCACAAAGCCCAUGAGGGCGGGCCUUCCCACGGGGCUACCCUAACUAUACCUGAGCCGUUUGACUUCAAGACUGACAGGCGCCUGCGACCAAAGGACGAGCAGCUGAAGAAGGAAGCCAAGCCGUUUGUCUCGCUUGCUGAAAGCGUGAGCAUGUUUGGCGCCAGGAGCAGCCGGUCAUCAUCUGGAACAGAGUCCCAAGCGCAUGAGGGCGGGCCUUUCCAUGGGGCUACUCUAACCGUACCUGAACCGUUUGACCUGAAGACCGACCGGCGUCAGCGACCCAAGGAUGAGCAGCUGAAGAAGGAAGCCAAGCCGUUUGUCUCCCUCGCUCAGGAGCUGAGCUCCUUCUCUGCACAUAUGAGGCCGGACGGUGAGGCUUCUGCUGCUCCUGCUGCCGCCUCUUCUGGUGCUUCCGAUGCUCCCCGUGUGACCAAGCCUGUGUCGCCGAAGCUGCUGACGAGGGAGCGUCCAAGGCGGUUCAGGGUGCUGCAGGAAGGGGAGGCUGCUGGCACUGGGGUGAUGACCCGGUCUGCUUCAAAGAGGAGAGCGACAGAUGCUGGUGCUGGUGGUGCUGCCGCGAAUGGUGGUACUGGCACGGGUGCUGGUGGUGGUGCGGCUGGUCCGAGACUUCCCACAGUGCCUUGCUCCCCCAUGCUGACCACCAAGCUGCGUGCACGAGCAGCCAAGGUGAAGAGCAGUGAAGAGAGGGAGCUGGAGGAGAUGGCGAAUGCGGCGAAGCGCAUGCACACCAGCAAGCACGCCAGCUCGGAGGAGCGCGGGCAGGCAAAGCAGCAAAAGCUACAGCAGAAGCUCGCGGAAGAGGAAGAGGAGAGGCGCAGGGCCGCCAUUCCCUUAGCAGCACCCAUGCCGUACACCACCCUCGCUCCCGAGUUCCUACGCAAGCCGCCCACCAGGCCAGCCACAGAGCCGCAGGAGUUUGAGCUUGAGUCGGUGCGGCGCCACCAGAUGGCGCAGCAGCGUCUGGAGGAGGAGGCGCAGAGGAAGGCGCAGGAGGAGGCUGCUCAGAAGGAGUUCCACGCCCAGCCCCUGCCUGACAUGACCAAGCGGCCUGAGCCCCCAAGGCGCAGCAAUCGUGUGCUGACGGAGGUGGAGCCAUUCAACCUGAACAUCGACCGCCAGGCAGAGCACCACGCAUGCGUCAAGAAAGCGUUUGCUGAGAGAUGUCAGCGGGGUGAAGAGGAGUACGCCAAGAUCCAAGCACGUCUCAGGAAGGAAGAGGAGGAGGAGAUCAAGAAGAUGCGCAAGGGGAUGGUUCACCACGCAGUUCCCAAACCAUCCUACGGGGAACCCUUUGUCCCAAAACGGUCAGGGAAGCCCUUGUCUCCACCGGUGUCCCCCUGUCCAGGCAUAGUGUCUGUGCGGGCAAUGUCGCCGCUACCGCAGCACGUGGCUUCCGGAAGGCAGCAUGGUCGCGAGUAUGCGCCUCCGCCAGUCACCGUGAGGCACACGGGACAGCUGGCGCUCGCAGGAGCAGGCGCUGUCGCAGAGGUAUUCGAAGCGAUCGCUGGCGACGGGCAGGGUGCGACUGGUGCUGGCGAUAGUGCUGGCGACGGUGCUGGCGACGGUGCAGGCGACGAUGCUGGAGACGGUGCUGGCGACGGCGCUGGCGACGGCGACGGAGACGGCGACGGUGACCAGAAAAUGGACACUUCUAACGAGUCGCCGUUGGACGUCAUCGUAGCAGGAUCGGAUUCGGUAGCACCAAUAGCUUCCACCGAAGGUUCUUGCGCGACGGAGGACGUUGGAUCUGAGUUCGACCGCGAAGCUUCUCUCCAGAUACGACGCCUUGUGCACGGAAUUACGGAGAGCAACUAUAAGGCCGUUGUUUCUGAACUUAUUCAGAUUGCAGAUCUAGCGGGACUUGAGGCGAAUCAGCUUAUUCUCCGUUCCUGUCUGGACGCUCUCUUUAGCGACGACCAAGGCGGCGAUCAAAACGUGGAAUUGAAGCAUCACCUGCUUUCGAGCAUCCACAUUAGAGAAGAAGCUCUUGACCUAAUCGACUGCGUGAUUGGCGGAUUGCCCGAAGCCGAAGUUUCCGCACUACCAGGCGAUUUGUUCUGGAGCGUCUUUCUGACGUGCUCGUCGUAUCCUCAGCUCAAGGAGCACGCGCUCAUCUUGGAGGAAUCGCUCUGCUGGCGUCUCACGAAAGAUCCGUUCCCGAUAUACCUCCUUCCGUUCCUAGAAAAGAGCGGUCCGCUCGGAAAAGAUUUCGUUGACCUGCCUCGGGAUUGGUCCGCCUUCGUCAAUUCCAUCAUGGCCUCCGCUUCCGCUUCCGCUUCCGCGUCCGCCUCUGGUUCCAAGGCAAAGGACAUGGCAUCGGCGAUGGAGGAGUUAGGGUUUGGGUGCACGGACACGGUGGAGCACUGCAAGGCCGUGCUCAAGGAGCACAGCGCCGGCAGCAGCAUCAGCGAGGCGGACGUCGCGCGGGUCAUGGGCGUGGUGGCCAAAGGGUCCGUGGAGACGCGCGGCGGCGUUGUUGGCCCGCUCACGUUCUGGAAUGUGGACGUGCUGGUUGAAGCCAUCGUUCAGCUGGCGCCGAGGCUGAGCUGGUCGUCGGUGAUCAACCAUCUGGAUUACCCGGGCUUCUUUGUCAAGGAUCAGAAGGGCUUCAGCGCGCUCGUGCUCAUGCACUCAAAAGCUACCAAGGAGCUCUUUCCUCUGCCCUCAGUAUGCGGCAAGCUGUGGGCGAACGCGGAGGGGCAGCUGUCCUUCCUGCGCCAUGCAGUCUCCGCGCCCCCCGAAGUCUUCACCUUCGCGCACUCCCCCCGCCAAACCCCCCCCAUGGACAACCUGCACGGGCACAAGCUCCCCACGGGCACGCCCAACUGCGCCUGGGUCUCCCUAGACCUGCUAGAAGCCCUCUGUAGGAUCGGCGAGACUGGGAGAAAGGCGGAGGUGCUGGAAGUGCUGGGAUACCCAAUAAAGCACUGCCCGGAGGUGCUUAUAGUGAGUCUGGCGCAGGUGAAGACGCCCGGAGGGGGGGUGAUUCAGAGGGAGGUGCUGGGGGCGCUGGUGCCUCUGUAUCUGGCGAAUCAUCCGAACUCGAGUAUUGUGCUGCAUGCGCUGUGGGGAGUGCCAGGGGGGAAGGACGUGGUGAUGCAGGCGAUGGUGGGCGUGCACGCCAGCGACCCCACUAGCAUUGCUCGCCUCCUCGACGUGUGCCAAGAUCUCAAGGUCCUGUCGGUGGUGCUGGAGAGCACGCCGUUCUCAUUCUCCCUGGACCUCGCUUCUCUUGCAUCUCGCCGCGAGUACCUCAACCUUGAGAAGUGGCUGCAGGAGGCGCUCACUCUGCACCGUGACUCUCUUUUUAAGGCGUGUCUGCACUUCCUGAGGGCCAAGCUGGUGCAGGACAGCCAGGACGCCAGCGCGCAGAGAAUCAACCUGUCACUGGAAACGCUCGCCAUCUUCUUCAAGGUCCUCCAAGCCAACGCGCCGCAGCUGCAGGCGCCCGAGCUGGGCGACGAGCUUAAAGCCCUGUACGCGUCCGCGCUGCAGCUGCACCCGGCGCUGCAGACCGUGGCAGUGCCCGAGCAGGCCCCGGCGGACGUGUUUGCGAGUGACAUAGAGGAGGAGGCGAAUGCUUACUUCCAGAAGAUCUACGUGGGGCAGCUGAGCAUUGAGGAGGUGGUGGAUAUGCUGAAGCGCUUCAAUGGUUCCUCCGUGCAAAGGGAGCAAGACGUGUUUGCGUGCAUGAUUCAGAGCCUCUUUGACGAGUACCGCUUCUUCCCACGCUACCCCGACAAGGAGCUCCGCAUCACUGCUGUCCUCUUUGGCUCCCUGGUGAAGCACCAGCUGGUCUCCUCUAUAACUCUCGGCAUAGCCCUCCGCUGUGUGCUGGAUGCGCUUAAGAAGCCACCCGACUCCAAGAUGUUCUCCUUUGGCGUCACGGCGUUAGAGCAGUUCCACCAGCGCCUGCCCGAGUGGCCGCCCUACUGCACGCACAUCCUCCACAUCCCGCACCUGCAGGACGUGCAUCCGCGCCUGUACGCGCUAGUGCAGGCUGCAGCAGCUGCGCCCGCUAGUAAAGGCGUGGCUGGGGAAGGUUUAUCUGGUGCAGGCGGUGCUGCUGCUGCUGGCUUUGCUGCUGCUGCUGGUGGUGGUGGUGGUGGUGGUGGUGGUGCUGGUGCUGGUGCUGGUGGUGCGGGAGGGAAUGGGGAGGGUGGGGUGGUGGCAGGGGCAGGGACAGGUGGUCCUGGUGCUGUUAGUGGUGUUGCCGCCACUGGUGCAGCUGCUGGUGCUGCUGGCGGUGUCUCCACUGGUGGGGCUGGUGCGGGAGGAGGGGGAGCGGAUAUUGGAGGUGCUAUUGGUGCUGGCGAUAAGGGGAAGGGUGUUUCUGGUGGCGGUGAUACUGGUGGCGCGGGGUCUCAGGAUAAGACAGGAAAGACAACAGAAGCUGUGGCAGGGAAGGGGGCAGCGGAGGGGAAGGAUGGUGCUGGGGGCGGCACACAGGGGCAGGCGCAAGGGCAGGGGCAGGGGAAGGCAGAGCAGAGGAAGGGAGAGGCGGAGGAGAAGCAGGGGGAGAAGCAGGAUGGGGCUGUGGGCGGGAAGGCAGAGGCGGGUAGUGCAGGGCAAAAUGCUGUGCAAAGCCCUGCUAAGGAUUCCAUUCUAUUCAAGCCUACGGCCGCUGCCUUGGCCCCAGUGGGGGGAUCUGGGGGUUCACAGAAACUGGAAGCUCUUCGACCUCGGGGCGCGUCAGGCUCGGGUGUGUCGACGAGAGCGCCUGCUGCUGGGUUUGGGCAUGCGCUCAACAUUGAGACGCUCAUGGCGGCAGCAGAGAAACGCGAGAGCCCCAUUGAGAUGCCGUCACCGGAAGCACAGGACAAGGUGGCGUUUAUAAUCAACAACAUAGCGGCAGCGAAUCUGGACCAGAAGGCCAAGGAGAUUCUCGAGGUGCUCAAGGAGCCCUUCUUCCCCUGGUUCGCGCAGUACCUCGUCAUGAAGAGAGCGAGCAUAGAGCCCAACUUCCACGAGCUGUACCUCAAGUUUGUCGACAAGAUGGGUGCUAAGCCGCUGCAGAAGGAGGUGGUCAAGGCGACGUACGAGAACUGCAAGGUGCUGCUGCGCUCAGAGCUCAUCCGCUCCAGCAGUGAGGAGCGCUCGCUGCUCAAGAACAUUGGCAGCUGGCUGGGGCGACUCACCAUUGGUAGGAACCAGCCGCUGCGGGCCAACCAGAUCAACCCGAAGAAUCUAAUCAUCGAGGCGUACGAGAAGGGUCUUAUGAUCGCCAUCAUUCCCUUCACUUCCAAGAUCCUCGAGCCCUGUGCAAACAGCAUCAUCUACCAGCCGCCCAACCCCUGGACCGUGGGCAUCCUGGGUCUGCUGGUGGAGAUCUAUAGCCUGCCCAACCUCAAGCUCAAUCUCAAGUUCGACAUUGAGGUGCUAUUCAAGAAUCUGGGCAUCGAGAUGAAGGAGGUGAAGCCAUCGCAGCUGCUGGUGGGGCGGCAGAGGGAGAUGGAGGGCAAUCCGGAUUUUUCAAACAAAGACCUGCUGGCUGCGCACCUCUCCGCUCCAGGAGGAGCGGGGGCAGGAGGAGCAGGGUCAGGAAGGGGCUCUCCUCAGCCUCUUGUGCGGUCAGCUGUUGCUUCCCCUGAGCCGCCUGGCCCUGCUGGUAGAGGGGCAAUGGGAUCAUCGGUAUUGCUGCCCAACCUGGCAUCCUACAUCGUCAUCAGCCCCAAGCUCGCUCCAGUGGCGCAGCAGCUGCAGCUGGCGAGAAUCGUGCCUGCAUGCAUGGAUCGUGCGGUGAGGGAGAUUGUGUCGCCGGUGGUGGAGAGGAGCUGCAGCAUUGCGUGCAUGACCACGCGUGAGCUGGUGCUUAAGGACUUUGCAAUGGAGGCGGACGACAGUCGCACACAGAAGGCAGCCAACCUCAUGGUGGCGAGCCUGGCUGGCAGCCUGGCGCUCGUCACGUGCAAGGAGCCUCUGCCGAUAACCACCCUCGACCUGGGGUGUGCCGUCAUCGAGAAGGCUGCUAGCGAGAAGGCUGUGCGUGAUCUAGAGGAGGUGUUGGGUCCGGCACUAGCCAUGAGGCGCAAGCAGCGGGAGGCUCUCGGCGCGGCCUACUAUGACGCAUCCAUCUACUCCCAGGGCUCCCUCGCCCGCAUCCCAGAGGCCCUCAGGCCCAAACCCGGGCGGCUCACGCUGGUGCAGCAGAGAAUCUACGAGGAUUUCGCGCACCUGCCCUGGCAGGGGCAGGUGCCGCAGGCUGGAGCGGCUGCAGCUGCAGCAGCUGCUGUGCUGGGUGGGGCUGGAGGGGCGGGGCAGGCCGGGCAGCAGAUGGGGCAGGGGCAAAUGGUGCUUGGGCAGGCGCCGCAGCAGGUGGGGCAGCAGGUCGGGCAGCAGGUGGGGCAGCAGCAGGGUGGAGUGGUUGCUGGUGGUGCUGCCGGUGGGGGAAUGGCAGGGAUGGUUUCGGGCUUGCCUGGAUCUUCUAUGUCUCCUGUCCCGUAUGGUGCCUCACAGCAGCAGCAGCAGCAGCAACUAACAGAGCAGGAGCAGGAGCAGCAGGCUCAGCUGAUCAAUGCCAAUUCCGCAUCCCCCUCGCCUGCCCAACUGAUUGCAGCAGAAAUCGAAAGACCCGGCUCCGCAGCAGCAGUGGCAGCAGCAGCAGCAGCAGCAGCAGCAGCAGCAGCAGCAGCAGCUGCUGGCAUGCCCCUUGGUGCGCCGGGCUCUGCUCCUGGCUCUGCCCCUGGUGUUGCUCCUGGCGCUGCUGGCGCUGUGGCAGCCCCCCCCGGGCUCCCCAAGAUCCCCAUGGGCGCGGAGGGCCCUCUGGCGUAUGCAGGCAGCCCCGCUCCUCCCAUGGACCUCCCAGGCAUCAACCAGCAGGUGGACUCAUCAGCCAUGCCGCAGUCAGCUAACGCUCCUCCUGACCAUGAGAUCAAGGCGCAGGCAGUGGCGUUGUUUGACGACUGGGUGCGGGUGAGCGAGGCGGCGGCGGCGGGCAGCAACGACAAGGCGGUGGUGGUGUUUCUCUCGCAGCUGCAGCACUCCUCGCUGCUCGCCUCGGAGGACGCCGCAGAGAGGCUCUUCCGCACGCUCACCGACAUGGUCGUUGCACACUGCCUCGCCUCCCAGGCGCUCAACCCGCCCCCCACGGCCGCCCCCUCUGGCAGCGGCCAGGUGCCUCCGGCUAGGGGGUUGAAUUUCACGGCGGUUGACAUGUUCAGUCGCCUUGUGGUGCUUCUCAUUAAGUACUACGUGGAUUUGGGUGGCAAUGCGAAUCUGAGCAAGGUGAAUCUGCUGAACAAGGUGCUGUCAGGCGUGGUGAGGGUCAUCCACCGACAAGCCGACGAGCGAAGACUCACCAACCCGCGCCCCUUCUUCCGCCUCCUCGCCAACCUGCUUAUCGACCUCAAUGCACCAGAUCCCAACUUUGAUGCUGCCAGCCACCAGGUGCUCACCACCCUUGCGGCCACCUUCCACGCCCUGCAGCCCCUUCGAGUGCCCUCGUUCAGCUUCGCGUGGCUGGAGCUGAUAAGCCAUCGCUCCUUCAUGCCCAAGCUGCUGCUCUUUCCCGGCCAGAAGGGGUGGCCCUGGUUCCAGCGUCUGCUGCUCUCGCUCUUCAAGUUCAUGGAGCCCUACCUGCGGGAUGCAGAGCUCAGCGACCCGAUCCGCCUGAUGUAUAAGGGAGCGAUCCGCGUCCUGUUAGUGCUGCUCCACGACUUCCCUGAGUUCCUCUGUGACUAUCACUUCAGCUUCUGCGACAUCAUCCCCCCCACGUGCAUCCAAAUGCGCAACCUUGUGCUCUCCGCCUUCCCCCGCAACAUGCGCCUCCCUGACCCCUUCACUCCAAAUCUCAAGGUGGACCUGCUGCCUGAAAUCAGCCAGCCUCCGCGGAUAUUGUCCGAUGUCGAAGCAACGCUGAGGGCCAAGGGGCUUAAAUCCGAGGUGGACGAGUACUUGCAGACGCGCCAGCCGCCCUCCUUCCUCUCCGCCAGCCUCAAGCAGCGUCUGCUGCUGCCGCCUGCUGAAGCCGUGCAGAGCGGCACCAAGUACAACGUGCCUCUGCUCAACUCGCUGGUGCUCUACGUCGGCAUGCAGGCGAUCCAACAGCUCCAGAGCAAGGCAACCCCCCAGCAGCUAGCGGUUCCAACCGCGCCCAUCACCCACAGCGCCCCCAUGGACGUGUUUCAGCGCCUGCUGUCGCAUCUAGACUCGGAGGGGCGGUACCUGUUUCUGAAUGCCGUGGCGAACCAGCUGCGGUACCCCAACAACCACACGCACUACUUCUCCUGCGUGCUGCUCUACCUGUUUGCCGAGGCCAACCAGGAGAUUGUCCAGGAGCAGAUCACGCGUGUGCUGCUGGAGCGGCUGAUUGUCAAUCGGCCACACCCGUGGGGUCUCCUCAUCACUUUCAUUGAGCUCAUCAAGAAUCCGAGGUACAACUUUUGGAGCCACGGUUUCACGCGGUGUGCACCAGAGAUCAAGAAGCUGUUUGAGUCGGUGGCACGGUCGUGCAUGGGGCCGCCGCCUAAAAUGGACGAGGAUGUGCAUGCUGCUGUUCCACAGCAGGCCUGA